Durio zibethinus is the source of this 1296-nucleotide messenger RNA. The record is from RefSeq and is a predicted model, not a curated record. NCBI's taxonomy places the organism in Eukaryota, Viridiplantae, Streptophyta, Magnoliopsida, Malvales, Malvaceae.
GAACAAAUGAGAAUAUAAUAUCAGAAUAUAAUUAGAUUAGAUUAAUAUAACAAAAUUAUUACUUUAAGAAAAAAAAAUCGGGAAACAAAAGUAAAAGAAGAAGAGUAGGGUUCUUCGAAAAUCUUCUCCUCCUUCCUUCCCUCUCUCACGCUCCUCUUUCUUCAUUUUUUUUUUUUAUUUUCCGUCUCUCUCUUCAAUUCAAGACUAUAUCCUUUAAAUUUAGAUUUUUGGACACCUUUUUGCUUACUUGUUUUUCAACUAUUUGGAGGCUUUCUUUUUCUUUUUUUUUUUUUUAUAAGAUUAAUUAGAAAUAAGUUAAAACUUGUCUCUGCUGGGUGUUUUUCAUCGAACAGGUGGUGAGAAUUGCGGAUACAAUUCUCCAAUCGGAUUGGCUUCACUUUUCUCUGAUUGAUUGGCAGGCAUGGAUGAGCAAUUCAUACUUAGAGUUCCACCGUCUGUUGCUGAGCGCAUAGAUCGGCUUUUAAGUGAAAAUGCUUCAUUGUCUGAGGACAAAUCACUGGAUUUGGUAUUUUCUGAGGAUGGGAGGACUGGUACAUUUGUCAUUGGCAAUGAUCGUUUCCCUGCAUCUCUCUUUGAUCUUCCUUGUGUUGUUGAGUCAUACAAAACUUACGAUGAUAGUGCCUUAGUUAAAACAGCUGAUGUCGGCCAAAUGAUUUUGGUCAGAGAGUCAGGAGAUGCAUCUCCAGACGUAGUGGAGUACAGACAUGGUCUCACCCCUCCAAUGAGGGAUGCACGGAAACGAAGAUUUAGGAGGGAGCCAGAUCUAAAUCCAGAGUUUGUACAACGUGUUGAAAAAGAUUUGGUGAACAUCAUGUCUGGAGGAACAGUUGAAAACCUCGAUGCUGAAGUCAAUGGGCAAGGUGAAGCUGGUGAUGACAAUGCUCGCAAUUCUAAUAAGAAAGCUCCACCUGCACCUGCAACAAAGGCUGAAGCUCCAGGUACAGGAGGCAAUGCUGGGGAACCUGAUGGAACUGACUCUGAUGACUCUGAUGAGUCAAUGUGAAUUCAAGUUCCAUACAUGGCUUUUAUAGUUAUGUGAUUUGGCCGAGGAUUUCCAUACCAUCCAUCAGCUUUUCUGAUAUGCUUUUGAAGAUGGUUCACAGCUUCAGAAUUUAUCAGGGUUAACUGAUCUGUUUUAAUAUUUGCCUCUUUUUUAUUUUUGGUUUCAUUUUGUUAUCAACCCCAACAUAUUUUCGUGAUCGGGAUCUAUGUAGUGAGUUUUCCUCUUGAAAUGCUCGCUGGAUUUGCUUAUUCAACCACAUGGAAGAACUGCAU